AUGACUGUCUUUUCGCAGAUCUUUAAUACCAACUGCUCCUUGCCAACAACGCCAUACCAUUAUGUAACCUCAGCAAACAUCAGGAGCACAACUGACAUAUUAUGGAGCUCCGCGACGGCAUUAGUCCUGUUCACCUGGGCCAUUCAGCAUCUCAAUGUCCCCUAUCAAAAGGAGUCAAAAGCGCAGAAGCAACAGAUUCGCAAUUUCUUGGACGAAAUGUUACUGAAGGCUUCCUUCAUGAUCGGAACAAUUAUAGCGCCUGAGCUGUUGCUUGGCAAGGCUCUAGGAGAUUUGAUGUCGGCGCGUGAAUCUCGAGAUCAGAUGAAAACAUAUGCAGAGAAGGACAAAGUCGAAUGGAGUCUCACACAUGCAUUUUACGCCAACAUGGGCGGCUUCGUCAUUCAGUUUUCACCUGGAACACGAGUCCCAACACAAGUGGACCGACUACAGGGCACGACAGAAACCACUACAACUGACCAUGGACACAAUGCUUUGUCCCUGGACUCACCAGAGUUAGUAAUCCAUGAAAGCUCUGAUUCUAUUCCAAAAAAGGAGCAGGUCCAUGAGAGUCCAGUCGAUAUCGAGCGUGGUUCUCCUCCCCGAAAACGCAAAUUGGACAUUUCUAAGCCGCAUAAAUUAAUUUCGGGCGAGGAUUGCCCCUGCAGUGAUCAGAAAAACGACUCGGAGUACAAAUACAUGACCAUCGAGGACAUCUCAGUUCACUUUGCUAAACCCUGGUACCUCUUUGGUUUUAACCCGUUCCCUAUCAAGUUCUGGAAUGGCAGGUUCCUGGUCGACCCUGGGCCCUUUAAGGAAAUCCUGAAGCAUCCAAAUGAAGAGGCAGAUGCAAUUGCAGAUACCACCAACGACCGUAAUGCUAGUGACAUUUUAUAUGAACUUGCGCAUCGACCGGAAACUGACAAAAAUUUAUUCGGCGACGUGCAGAAUGGACUUAGUCGGCUUCGGGGACGAUACUGGGCACUCGAUGCCCGACAACUUUACAAGGCUCGAGAGCUUGGUAUAAUUGAAUCAUUACCAUCUGUUUCCGAGGAAGCCAUACAAGACCAGAGCAAGGGUGACGCAGUCAUCAAACUCACAGCUAUGUUCCAAGCCUUUUAUCUGGUCUUGCAGCUUAUCGUAAGGCGCAUUGAAGGCUUGCCAUCGUCCUUGCUGGAAAUCAUGGUGGUUGCUUUCUCGGCUUGUGCAUUCAUAACAUACCUUCUGUUCUUCCCGAAGCCACAGGGGGUUAAGGUUCCUCGAUAUAUCCACGCAGCUCGGUAUCCGACUCCAGAAGAGAUAGGCAUUAUUGCAAAGCCUGCUCCUUUUGAUUGUAUGAUAGGUUACAGGAAAAGGACAUAUGCGAUGCCGAAUUUGACAAUGCAUUAUUGGUGGGGUAAUAAGGAGUCAGUCUUCGAGUUUAUAGCAGAUGAAUCUUCCCAUGGAGGGUUACUCCUCCUCAUGGUAGGUUCUGUUUUUGGAGGCAUGGUGUUCGGAGCCAUUCAUUGCGCUGGAUGGUAUUCCGAUUUCCCUACACCUCUAGAGGGGAUCUUCUGGCGGGUUUCCAGCCUAUGCACAAUUUUUGGCUGGGGAAUAUGGACAUUAUUUUUCCUUCCUUUCUUACUAUUUAUACAUCCUGUAUACGUGGUGUACGAUAUCAUAAAACGUUGCAUUGCCAAGAGGUAUCGGAAACCAAAACCACAACUGCAAGCGCAAGCGCAAGCGCAACCAAAACGGAAUUUGUCAGUGACAGUAAUGAGAGUGCUGGGAUUAAAAGACUUUGGAAAGUUCACUAUAACGGUAUCAUUUCACAUCUGGUUUUCAGGAACUGUGUACAUUCUCGCACGCCUCUACAUGAUGUGCGAAGUCAUCCGACAGUUGUUCUUCCUUCCCCCAGGAGCAUUUCAGACGACAAGCUGGCUGGUUUCAAUUCCACAUGGUGGAUAG
Molecule: messenger RNA, 1944 nt
Organism: Amorphotheca resinae ATCC 22711
Lineage: Eukaryota; Fungi; Ascomycota; Leotiomycetes; Helotiales; Amorphothecaceae
Exons: 2
Coding region: 1-1944 (647 amino acids)
Source: RefSeq, a predicted model, not a curated record